AUCAAAUGGUAAUAGUUUGCUGUACAUAAUUGACAGUAUGACAUGCUACUUGAUUGAACAAAUUGAAUAGGUUUCCUGCUCUAAGUAAAAUUUGAGCUUUUUCGAUUUCUCAAUCUUCGGAAAAUUUUGACGGGCGAUGGUCUCGCAGUUCAACUGUUAGCAUUGCAGAUUACAGAUCUUGUUUUCAAAUCUCAGAUUCUUUCUUUCCCAAAUCAUAGGUAGCUCAUUGCAUAUCAUUAAAUAUUAGUGACAGCUGGUAUAGUGUAGCUUUGUUCCAAGCGAAAGGUGUAAAUGCUUGUCAUAAAAAAUAUUUAUACUUGUGAAACAAUGGCCUAUAUUUUGACUUACACAUGAUGCCAGUUUUUAUAUACUGCUUUCUAAUAUAUGUAGCGUAGUUUCCUGGUUAGUCUAUCUUUAAUAUAUUGUUCAGUUUGAUCUUUAUGUAUGGAUUAUUUAUCACUAAGAAGUCGAGUAUGUCCUAGGUUUGCUGACACUUCAACAUCUAAAGAGACUUUUCCGCUUGCUACGCAUUUAGGAAUGCGGGAUAAAAACAAAAAUUACACUGUUCUAGCAAGUUCGAGUGGAUCUGGAGGAGGGAGCAGUAACAGUGAACUGCAGUGGUUUUUUUCCCAAGUCAAAGGAACGAUGGAUGAGGAUGUCUCUGAGCCUGACAUCAUCUCCACUGUUGAAUUCAACUAUGAUGGAGAAUUAUUGGCAACUGGAGACAAAGGAGGUCGUGUCGUGAUUUUCCAAAGAGAACCAAUGACGAAGAAUAGCGAAGUGCGUGGGAGUGAAUACAAUGUUUACAGUACUUUUCAAAGUCAUGAACCAGAGUUCGAUUAUUUAAAAAGUUUAGAAAUUGAGGAAAAAAUUAAUAAAAUUCGAUGGUUACAACGCAAGAAUCCUGCACAUUUUCUACUUUCCACGAAUGAUAAAACAAUUAAGCUGUGGAAAGUUUCUGAACGAGAGAAACAAGCUUUUGGAUAUAACUUGAGAGAAGAGGACGGCCGACCUCGACGAUUUGAUCAGCUCGUUGUCCCUCGGUAUCAACCUAUGGAACUGAUGAUAGAAGCAUCACCAAAGAAAGUAUUUUCGAAUGCUCAUACAUAUCACAUCAACUCAAUCUCUGUCAACAGCGACAAUGAGACUUAUCUCUCUGCAGAUGAUCUCAGAGUCAAUCUAUGGCAUCUUGAAAUAACGGACAGAAGCUUUAACAUUGUUGACAUCAAGCCGGCAAAUAUGGAAGAUUUAACAGAGGUUAUAACAGCAGCCGAAUAUCAUCCUAACCACUGUAAUACAUUUGUGUACAGCAGCAGCAAGGGGACCAUUAGACUCUGCGACAUGCGCCAAGCUGCCCUUUGUGAUCAACAUGCUAAAAUUUUUGAAGAACCAGAGGAUCCAAACAAUCGAUCUUUCUUCUCUGAAAUCAUCUCUUCGAUCAGUGACGUAAAAUUCAGUCACAAUGGUCGGUAUAUGAUCACCCGCGACUACCUCUCUGUUAAAGUUUGGGAUUUGAACAUGGAAAGCAAACCGGUUGAGUCUUAUCAAGUUCAUGAAUAUCUUCGUAGUAAACUCUGCUCUCUAUAUGAAAAUGACUGUAUUUUUGACAAGUUUGAAUGCUGUUGGAAUGGUGCUGACAAUGCUAUUAUGACUGGUUCAUAUAACAAUUUUUUCCGUGUAUUCGACUGCAAUUCAAAGAAGGAUGUAACUUUAGAAGCAUCAAGAGAAAAUAGCAAGCAGAGGGCUCUUCUGAAGCCAAAGAAGAUAACCCAGGGUGGAAAACGGAAGAAAGAUGAAAUCAGUGUAGAUUCUCUCGAUUUCACACGAAAAAUUUUGCACACUGCCUGGCAUCCACAUGACAGUGUGAUCGCGGUUGCUGCGACCAACAAUCUUUACAUUUUUGACAACUGCGGCGUUGGAGCGGGAAAAGUAUGACGCCAAACAGUCACAUAAGGCAAUAAGUUUAAACGUCACCUCACGAACGCUAGGAUAGGCGAACAAAAUAUUGAGCUGACGCCACAAUGAGGAAAGUUCACUGUAAGUGAACAUUGAGUGAUAGAGAGUGUAAUUUACAGAUUCCCUUUUCCAAACCAAACCAAAAAUAAAUUUGGUCCAACAGUGCAGUUAUCUGUAUGCCAUACACUCAUUGGCAGUUUAAUUAAGUUCAAGUAAAAAUCUGCAAUUCACUCACCACAGAAAUAGUGUCUCAUUGAUAUAAAAUCUUUUUUUAUAUUAUAACAAGAUGAUUGAAAUAUUCGAUAGCUGGAUGAAGGGUUUAGAAAGGAAUGCUUAUUACAUCAAUUAGACACAAAUUGAGAUCUUUUAGAUACUGAUUGAUUUUUUAUAAGAUAAUUGCUGUAAAUAUCAGUCUGAACCUGAAGGCUUUCAAAUAAAAUAUAAAUAUUACUAGGUGCAGUUUUUUUUUAGAAAAUUGUCUUUGUAAUUGUUUUGCUGUUAGUGUUGAUCAAAUUAUAUGGGGAUUUCAGUGUUUUGUAGAUUAUUUGAUUCAGAAUAUCAUGAAUUUUACCAUAAACAAAUGGCUGAGCAGUUCUUCACAGACUUCACACAGCAUAUUUUUGUUUCACUUGGCAGCAAUAAUAUUUAUUUUCAAUAUAUAUAUAUAGCUCAAAGUAAGCAGUUAUCUCCAUGUUAUAAAAUGUUUUUUUUAUCAAAUAUUACUGGAGGAGGAAAUGUAGUAGUGAUAACAUUAUAAACCAAGCAGUUGCCUGACCAUCCGUAACAUGUUAACUCCCCUAUGAUAAAAUAUAGCAUGAUUUGCCUAGGUUUUUGCAGCUGUAAGUAAGCAAACAAAUUCAAUUCAGUUGGUAAUUAAUGUAUGGUAUGGUUGCUAUUAGCAAUAUUCAGUUGAAGUAUGUUUGAAAUAUCUGUUUAUUUUUGUUAUCCAGAAUGAAGUUUUUCGAGCUGCUAUUGUAAAAUAUUUGUUGAUAAAUUGUCACUUGAAGGGAAUCUAUCUGUAGUAUGUGAAAGUAAUACUUACAUUUUCUCAGGCUCAUUGUGUAAUGUGUUUGGUAUAUUCCUGUAUCCACAUAUUGAAUAAAAUCACCUAAUGAAUCUGUUGAGAUAAUGUUGUACUAGUGUUGUCCAAAGAAGAUGACAAUCUAUCUCCUAUUAUACGGAGGUGUUCCACCUCCGUCCUAUAUCUAAUAUUUGGCAGAAUUGUAAGGUUGAGCUGUGUUUUGUUAAAAUCAUAUCAACAUGAAUUUGUUAGGAACUGUGAUUUGGGCCACAAAAAUUGACUCUGAAGUUGCUGAUUAUGCACAGAAAUCAAAUUGGAUUAUUCAUUUGAAAUAGAUAAUAAAUGUCAAGUUGGUCGAUCAUGAUAAUUAGCAGGAUUAAGGCUUGCUCAGACAAAAUGAUUUCACUAUGAUACUGUGCUAUCUGAUGUUGUGACAAUGGAUAUUUAACAUGUUCUUCUGAUUGCUUAGACCAUUUGAUUGAAUAUGUUAGAAAUAAAAUAAGUCCCAUUUGGUUUUUAUAUCACUGAAUUUUCUAGUUACUGGAGUAUUCAAGGCAUAACUUAAAUUGAGUAAAAUCAUUUUAAAACGAAUCUUUUCUAUUAUCACAAGUUAAUAAUGCUAAUGAAUGCAUUAUACAAAGUUAUAGGUUGCUAAUUUUGAUGUGAAUAUAUUGAUGUGGGGAUGCAGUAAACUUUGAUUGUUGUUGUUGCAAUUCUUUUGUUUUAGAUGUAUCACCAAGUCGUUUCUGUUUAUUUAACCCUUUAAUAAUUUUUUGCGCUUCGUUCAGCAGAUUGAAAGCAAAAACACGAGGAAUAGAAAAUUAUAUUAUUCUAUUUCCUUAAAAAAUACAACAUGUUGCGGAGAUUACUGUUUAGUGUUCUAAUCAAAUAAGAAUAUAUUUGUCAUUUAUACUGCAGCUGCACAAUUUAUAAUUCUACACAUAUAGCUUCGGUUUUUUAAUUCUAAACUAGUCUGCGAUUUGGUUUAUUAUUUUGAUUUUAAAACAUUUUGAUGUAUCAGCCCAAAAAUUAAAUGAUGCGACUUGAUUUUGAAAUAAUUUCGGUGCAUGUUUGUCAGUGUAAAAUCGAAUCACACUUCAAGUAACUACCGGUAGUUCCCUUUUUCUUUCAAAACCGAUACAACACUCAACCUACUCGGAAAUGUUCUGUAGUCUUGCAAGUCUAAUCGUGAUUAUUUUUAAAUCUCUUAUUUGAAGUACUUGAUCUCCAAAAUAUGUCCUUACCAUAUCUUGAAUACUGGAAUAUUUAACUUGAAUCCGUGCAUGCUUCGUGUAUCAGGAUUUGACCGGAUUUAUAUUAUUUGCUCACAGUAAAAUAUAAAUGUAUCUGAUAGUCGAUGGUGCUAUAAAAUAUAUGUGCCGAAGUUCUUGUUCAGAAACAUACUAAAGGCUUUACCAUGUUACUUUUUUUUAGCAAAUCUUCAUUGCUGUAUUAUUAUGUUUAUGUUCUCUAAGUCUUUCAGAUUUAAAGUGAGUGGGAAGCAAGACCUCUAUUCCCUCGAAAAUUAUUUCAAAAUGAAUGCUGCCUUGUCGUGUAAUACUGAAGUCUUUAGUGUGUGCUGCCCUUUAUUAUACCUAGCCGCGCAUCCCAAGACUGCUUUUUUUUCUUUGUUUUGGUAUGCUAUUUGUUCAUACUCGACUUCAAUAUUCCCACAUCGGAUUUUUUGUAAUAUGUUUUUUUCUAAAAUAGGCAAUUUUUUUCCAUCAUAUGUUGUUUGGUUAAGUGACUUAUGAUUGUCGCAUUGUUAUCGAAUAUAAUAUUCUUUUGGUCUAGUUUUCAAGUUGAUGAAUUAUAAAGUACCAUGAAUUAAAAUCUAUCCAGGCAGA
Molecule: messenger RNA, 4824 nt
Organism: Styela clava
Lineage: Eukaryota; Metazoa; Chordata; Ascidiacea; Stolidobranchia; Styelidae
Product: serine/threonine-protein phosphatase 2A 55 kDa regulatory subunit B delta isoform-like
Cellular component (GO): protein phosphatase type 2A complex
Molecular function (GO): protein binding; protein phosphatase regulator activity
Source: RefSeq, a predicted model, not a curated record